AUGGAGAUUAUUGGCAGAGUGUUCGGCGGGAGUGUGCUCCCAUCUUCAACAGCUCGCAGUGAUUAUUCUGCACCAUCCGAUGGACAGACUCUUGCAGUGUUUCAGAAUGGAGUCAAGAUUUGUGAACUCAUUGCCAUAGGUUUAGCUGACACAGGCUUGAAAAAAUCGAUUAGCACCUUUUAUGGAUGUGCCCUUUGGGUGGCGAUUGCCAGGAUGAAAUUCACUAUAUGGGCUAAUGAUGCACGUGCCCUCUCUCAAUUAGAACAACAACUUGCACGGUUGCCGAGGUUAGGGCUACAUAAGUGGGCGGUGGGAUUGUGA
Dovyalis caffra is the source of this 321-nucleotide messenger RNA. Lineage: Eukaryota; Viridiplantae; Streptophyta; Magnoliopsida; Malpighiales; Salicaceae. The record is from the annotation of a GenBank genome assembly.